Molecule: messenger RNA, 2488 nt
Organism: Toxoplasma gondii ME49
Lineage: Eukaryota; Apicomplexa; Conoidasida; Eucoccidiorida; Sarcocystidae
Product: HEAT repeat-containing protein
Exons: 6
Coding region: 315-1643 (442 amino acids)
Molecular function (GO): oxidoreductase activity
Source: RefSeq, a predicted model, not a curated record
GCAACACUGUCAGAAACGUUUUUAACUUUUCUGAAAACCAUGCUAAAGUGCCGUCUCUGUCCGGUGCAGCGACUUUCUUUUCUUACUCGAAAGCGCAAACCAGCCGCUGUCUCUCCCACAGCGUCAAUUUGAGUGGAGAAGCGCGAGGCGAGUGCGUGGGCGGGAAUCGUCGCGGCGCCGCGGAUAUUUCGAGGAGGAAGAUGAAGUCCAAGAACUAUUUUUAAAUUCGACAGACCGACAGCUUGGCUACUCUCGUGGUGCCUUUUUCGUCCGAAAAACUCGCCUUUCUCUCGACGCUCUGCGCUCUGCGCUGCAUGGUGUACUUACACUUGGACUUCCAGAGAAAAAGGAUCGACCUCGCUUAUAAAGCCUUGAAAAUGUGCAAGUGCGAUGAAGCAUCCGUGGACAGGGAGGCUCCCGAAGAGGAGCAGGGGAUGGAUGCAGAGAAUCACUUCAACUUGCCGACGAUGGCGGAACUCGAGGCUGCGAUGUGCAGCCCCGAGACGAGCAUCGUGAGGAAAAUGGCGCAUCUGUUUUCCAUCAAAAAACAUGGAGGCGCAGGCGCCAUGAACUUGAUCCUCGAAUCUCUCAACCACGAUGAAGGAUCUAUCCUCUUCAGACACGAGGCGACUUACGUGCUCGGGCAGCUGGGGUGUCAGGAUGCAGGAGAGCCGCUGUUGAAGAUUUUGAAAGAUACGAGUGAAAACGAAAUGGUUCGCCAUGAAGCUGCCGAAGCGUUGAGCGCCCUGGGCUACGAGAGUUCGCUCCCCGUUCUGCAGGACGUCGCGGCGGAUCCGUCGGCGCCUUUGACGGUGCGGCAGACUUGCGAGUUGUCGAUUCACUCUUUGCUGUCGAAGAUCCAGGGCAAGGCGCCUGCCGGAGACGGCGCUGCGAGCGCUCCUGCGCCUGCCUCAGUCGACGCGACGGACCAGCCAUGGUGGCUGCGCGAGGACAACGCGUACCGCGACCGCCAGUUCAACACCGUGGAUCCCUCCGAGCCGUAUCCGAACUGCACUCCCGCCGAUGUGCCUUGGCUGAGUGCACAGCUCUUGAACGACGAGGAGAGCCUGUGGAACCGCUACCGCGCCAUGACUACACUGCGCAAUCUGAACUCCCCAAAGGCGACGGCGAUGCUGGCGCUCGUGCUCUCCCGCGACUCCUCGUCUGCCAUUCUCCGCCAUGAAAUUGCCUUCGUUCUCGGUCAGCUGCGCAUCCCCUCGGCCUCUGCAGGCGACGCAGCGGUCCAGGGUGACGCGCCUGCGCCUGCUCCUGAGCACGACGGCGCAGCGAACGCGCCUCCGCAGUACAGGGAGACUCCCGAGUUCUUGAAGGAACAGUUGAAGGUCGAACACAGCGAAGCGACCGCCGCGCGCGCAACGUUCGCUGCGCUCGCGCAGUGCCUCGAAAACGCCAGGGAACAUCCCAUGGCGCGUCACGAAGCUGCCCUCGCUCUUGGGUCGCUCGGCGCCUCCGCCGGAGCUGCGGAGACGCGGUGGGAAGACGGCGCAACCAGCGUCCAGGACACAGUCAUUCGACUCCUGCAAACGUACGCCAACGACCCCGACCGUGUGGUGCGAGAGAGCUGUCUAGUCGGUCUGGACAGCAUGCAAGAAGAACUGGGCCUCGAGCUCGGCGUCUGCUGAUGGCUUCCGUUCUCGACUUUAGCUUUCCACGCAGGCUGCUGCCUUUGUCCCCGCCGCUUUGUUGCUGACCUCAGACGCAAGGUGGAGGCGAUCGCUUUCUUGCUUGUCUGUCGCGGGAUACGUUUCGUCGCUGCUUCUCUGGAACAGCGCCAGAUUUUUCGACUUUUUUCGGCCUGUCGCCGACACGGACGGCGACCUCGAGAGCAGCGCAUGCAGUCUGCAUUGGCGUCUCCUGUUGGCUGGAGAGAUGUUGGACUGCAUCUUGGUUCUCCACGCGUCGAAGCCGCGAGGAGGCCAGCAAACGAAAGGACGACGCCCGCAUCAGACACUCGAUGUUUUCAGAGGUGCAUGCAAGAGACUGACACAGUCUUUUUCGUCCACGAUGGGGAGCAGGACAUCACACAGAAACAACGCUCUGGUCCACCACGAAACGCUCUGUUCUGGAGUGUGCAAUGUACGCGGAGACAUCGCAGUGCGCUGUUUCGAAGCGCGGUGCAUGCAGAAGGUAUCUUGUCGACGAGUGAGCAGCCGGAACACUCUUGGGGACGUAGCGUCGGUGGGUUGCUCGUCGUGUGACUCAUUUUCGUUUCGCCAUCUUCUGGCUCGUCCUCUUUUCCUCUCCUCUUCACAAAUCGUUUUUGCUGCACAUUUGUCCGUCUUGUUCUCGAAAGAAGAUGUGCAAAGUGAUCAACGGAAAUCUAUCACAUUCAGGUGUAAAUACAUUCUUUCGGAUGCACUGUACACCUCAGCCUCUCGCUCUUCAGGAGAUUCGGACUGGGAACUUGUGUCGCGCAUGCAGGCGCGCCGGUCUGCAGAGGCGGCGAAUUUCGCUCUUGAGGAGGGAG